UGACUGUUGCGGAUGUAGUUGGCUAACAAGGAAAUUAGAGUUUUUGGUUGGUACAACUAGCAGGCUGUAAAAUCACGAAAUCUACCUCCAAUAAAUAAUUUUGAAGUUUAUUUGUGAAAUAUGUUAAACAAUCGAAUGGAUUUACAUGAUGGCAAAAUGUCGCAAGUUUGGAGAAAAUGACGAGGUGACUUGCUUAACAACAGUGGCUUGGACAUUUGUGAUAUGAUAAUCACAAAAGACAAGUGUGUAAAAUGGACUGAAGUAAUUAGUUAGUUGCUAACUAUUGAGAUGUGCUACUAGCUGUACAUAUAAAAAAUAUAUGACCAAUAAGCACUUUAAGUUGUCUUUGCCUACAAAUCACCAAUCUACAUGAACAUCAUGUACUAAGAAAUAAGUUGUUACUGUUUGCAUGCUCUGUUAUCACGUUAAGGUCAAUUCACCUCCACAUACAUUUGUUUUGCUAACCACACAUAAACAGAGCUGAUCAUGUCACUAGUAGAGCAGUCCCAAAAGUGGUUCCCGACUCAUGUCCAAGCCACUGUUCUUCAAGCAACUGACCUACAAGCUAAGAGUAAGAAUGGCACCAACGAUGCCUACACUAUCAUUCAGCUGGGAAAGGAGAAGUACUCGACAUCUGUGGCAGAGAAAACACUUAGCCCAGUGUGGAGAGAAGAAGCCUCCUUUGAGCUGCCAGGUCUGCUUCUGGAGGGCAACCCAGAAAUCUACGAACUAUGCUUCAUCGUGAUGCACAGGUCCCUGGUGGGAAUGGAUAAAUUCCUGGGCCAGAGUACCAUCAAUCUCAAUGAGAUUUUUGAUAACAAGGAGAGAAGGAAAACUGACUGGUACUCUUUGGACUCCAGGCCAGGGAAGAAGAGGAAGGAGAGAGGGAAGAUCCAGGUCAGCAUCCAGUUCAUGAGGAACAACAUGACGGCCAGCAUGUUCGACCUUUCCGUAAAGGACAAGCCCCGCUCGCCCUUCACUAAACUCAAGGACAAGCUGAAGGGUCGCAAGCACGAUGGUGGCUUCUCCGACACCUCCUCAGCCAUCCUGCCCCGCUCCGCCAUGUGUGACUCGGAGACCCUUCGCCAGCCCAGUGCUCCAGACCAUCAGCCCCAGCCAGAGCCCAAGAUCAAGAGACCCUUACUGGCCGGCUCCCAUAAGCUUUCCGCUGCCCACUCCAUGUCCGACCUCAUUGGCACCCACUUCCGCCCCAAGCUGGACUCUAUGAACUCAAUCGAGGAGCUGGAGAAAGGGAGUGGUGCCGCCCCUCACAGGCGCUCCCAGAGUGAGGUGCAAGGCUACCAGAACACAGAGGAACACUGUGACCCUUUUACUGAUAUCAGCGAUGGCCUGCCGCAGAAGUACGCCACCCUUCCUCGCAACCGCAACCCAUUUGAGGUGGAGCAGGGCCAGCUGUGGGACCAAGGGGAGAAGAAGGAGAAGGAGAAGAAGGAGAAGGUCAGCCUACUUGAACGUGUGACCGGGAAGAAGGAGGGACGCAAGACCGACGGGGGCCGUUCGGGCAGCUCUGGAGACCUGCGCUCGCCCAAUCCCUUCAACAGUGAGUCUCAGGGCGACAACCAACCAACCAACCCCUUCAGCUCACACUACAAAGCAAGUGAUAAAAAGCCCACCAGCAAUGAAGACAUCCGGAAGGCGCGAGAGAAACAUGGCAAGAAAAAUGAGACAAAGCAGCCGAGCGUGGCCUCCUAUAGCAACUUGUCUUUUGACGAGGUGGUGCGCGAGCUCAUCAAGCAGAAGGAGGUGGUGAAAAAGAAGGACGCCCAUAUCCGUGAACUGGAAGACUACAUUGAUAACCUGCUGGUCCGCGUUAUGGAGGAUUCGCCGAGCAUCCUACGGACACCCUACGAGCCCAACAGGAAAGCGGGGAAAAUCUCAAAAAAAUAAGUAGAGUCAAGGUAGAGGAAGGUCAAAAAUAGAGGCUUGUAGUAACAGUAAUGUCCCGUCCUAGCCAUUGAAAAAAAAAAUGUAUUGUGGGUAUGGAACAAACAAUGAAGAGACGGGGUGGGGGG
This is a messenger RNA of Oncorhynchus kisutch (coho salmon), 2033 nucleotides long. It is a transcript of the gene rab11fip2, whose product is annotated as RAB11 family interacting protein 2 (class I). Bases 487 to 1908 code for a protein of 473 amino acids. The transcript has 6 exons. Gene Ontology annotation, biological process: regulated exocytosis. Gene Ontology annotation, molecular function: small GTPase binding. NCBI's taxonomy places the organism in Eukaryota, Metazoa, Chordata, Actinopteri, Salmoniformes, Salmonidae. Gene Ontology annotation, cellular component: endosome; phagocytic cup. The record is from RefSeq and is a predicted model, not a curated record.